CCUGAACGUUCUCCUCUAUUUGCCUGGCCGACUGAAGCUGCACUCUCGGAUCCUCGCAUUUACGAAUAUCCAAUUUUCCACCCAUCAACUUGUUUAGACUAGAAUCUGCACAAUGGCUCCAUUCGACCGACGACCGAUGCAGCACAUUGACCGGAGGGACCUCUACACCAACCUCGAGAGCCGGAUCCAGUACCUCCACUCCUUCCUUGACUUCAGCUCACGCGAUAUCGAAGCCCUCAUCUCCGGAGCGAAGUACAUUCGAGCGCUGAUCCCCGCCAUCGUCAACAUCGUAUACAAGAAGCUGUUGCAAUAUGACAUCACGGCGCGCGCAUUCGAGACGCGGUCGACGUCGUACGAGGGACCAGUAGACCCGAACCUGACCGAGAACUCGCCCCAGAUUCUUCACCGGAAGAUGUUCCUUCGAGGCUAUCUUACGAAGCUCUGUAGCGACCCGAGCAAGAUGGAAUUCUGGGAGUACCUAGACAAAGUCGGCAUGAUGCAUGUUGGCCAGGGCCGUGCUCACCCUCUGCACGUCGAAUAUGUGCACAUCGGAGUCACCCUCUCCUUCAUCCAAGACGUCCUCACCGAAGCCAUCCUGUCACACCCGCGCCUGAAAAUGGAGCGCAAGAUCGGCCUCGUCAAGGCUUUAUCAAAGGUCAUCUGGAUCCAGAACGACCUCUUCGCGAAGUGGUACGUGCGAGACGGCGACGAAUUCGCCGAAGAGCGUCUGGUGCCGGAAAUCGAGCCAGAGGGCUACCUGCACGGGAAGAAGAUCUUGCACGACGGCAGCGAGAGCGAGAGUGAGAUCGAAGACUCGCCCGUUGGCACCUGCCCGUUCAAAAACCUGGCGAUGGGUCCGAGUACGCGGAUGAACAUCAACGCCCCGCCGAGCAAGGGCAUGAAGAAGAUGACUCUGGCAGAGUCGCCACUGAAGAAAGAUGUAUCCGACGAAAACGUUCACAGGGAGCCUAGCCCGCUACUCACACCGGCAUCGCCAAGCUCGACGUCGUUUACUAGCGGCAUACCGCGUCCUGGAGGCAGCAGCCCGUAGACGCGGCCAAUGAAACGUUGCGGGCCUAUCGGAAGGGCGCGCAACCAUGGGAAGACACAUUUCCUGUUCUGACUAUGAGAGUGUAAUCACACGCGAUCUGUGCAUACUAUUGUGGCAUCUGGGAGGAGUUUAACGGUUUCGCGCGGGCUCGACAGGCUUUGGAUACGGUAGGCCGCAGGGUGCAGGCUGCUUCAUGGGACUAGAUAUCAUCUCUUUGCUUCACUUCUCUUCUCUUCUCUUCUCUUCCCCGGGCUGUCAUCAAGUCGGCUAUAAUAGACAUGAAUCACUACUACGUCAUUCACCG
Molecule: messenger RNA, 1355 nt
Organism: Trematosphaeria pertusa
Lineage: Eukaryota; Fungi; Ascomycota; Dothideomycetes; Pleosporales; Trematosphaeriaceae
Exons: 3
Coding region: 113-1051 (312 amino acids)
Molecular function (GO): heme binding; oxygen binding
Source: RefSeq, a predicted model, not a curated record